This is a messenger RNA of Bufo gargarizans (Asiatic toad), 493 nucleotides long. RefSeq names its product leukocyte cysteine proteinase inhibitor 1-like. The transcript is spliced from 3 exons. The coding region runs from base 146 to 493 and encodes 115 amino acids. Lineage: Eukaryota; Metazoa; Chordata; Amphibia; Anura; Bufonidae. Gene Ontology annotation, cellular component: cytosol. The record is from RefSeq and is a predicted model, not a curated record. Gene Ontology annotation, molecular function: cysteine-type endopeptidase inhibitor activity.
CAUGGAUCAAACCAUUGUUCUUGGGGGUUUUCUGCGGCUGAUUAAUAUAUUAGGCAAUGACAGAAGAACAUAAAGAAAUCUGUGUUCUCAGAGUCUAAAAACCCCUCCCCUCGGUAAGUGGUGUGUGCCAUGGAUAUAUAACCUGAUGCGCCACUUUCUGCCUGCAGAGCUAACACUUAUAAUGGAUAAUAAAGGACAUGUUGCUGGCGGACUGGGUGAAGAAAAGCCCGCUACCCCAGAAAUACAGGAGCUGUGUGACUCGGUAAAACACCAAUUUGAGGUAAAAUCCGGGGUUAAUGCUGCAACAUGGAAGGUCAUCUGCUACAAAUCUCAAGUUGUUGCUGGAAUGAUGUACUAUGUGAAGGUGGAUCUUGGAGGAGGUCAGUUCUGUUUUCUGAAAAUAGUUGACCCUCUGCCUCAUACUGGAGAGAAAGCGAGUCUGAGCGACUACCAGUGUGGGAAGAAGAAGGAAGACCCCAUCUGUUAUUUCUAG